CACCUCUGGAAUGGGAUUCACCGACGACAUGCAAAAUUCAGGAUCUCAAAGAAGCGCAGUACGAGGAAGCUCUGCAUCUGAUAAAAAAAUGAAAGAUCUUGAUCCUUAUGCAGCAUCAUUACUUCCGUGAGGAACCAAUGUGCAAAGCGACCUUCUUAUUGCAAGAUGAGAAAUCCGUAAACGUGAGUCUAGAUUUCAUAAGGACGUGGAUGAAAGAUACCACGAGUCUAGUUGCACUCAGCCUAGCCUCGGGACGUGUCGUUGGGGUUGCUGUUGCGCGAAGUAAUAGCGAUUCGGAUAAAACUGACACGUAUAAUCGCGUGCAAAAUUUCGAGGGAGACGCUUUACGGAAAAUCAUGAGUCUGGUCAAUACUUUAAUAAAGCAGGCAAACGCGUAUAAAGAACUCGACUGCGACGUCUAUUUUCGAGUCCAUGUUCUCUGCGUUCAUCCAUCUUAUCAAGAGAGAGGUAUCGACAUAGCUCUUCUGAAAACUUGUAUUCAAGUUGCGUCCACGCUGGCCAUACCGGCCAUCGGUGGCGUUUUCACGUCGGGAUCCAGACAAGCGUUGGCGCUGAAAUUGGGGUUUCGUCUCAUCUCGGAGAUUCGAUAUAGCCGUUGGGUCGUCGACGACGAGAUCGUAUUCGACGAUCCCGGCAAGGGGAAUUACUCGGCUGCUUUUAUGGGAAUGCGAAUCGAAGAGUCGCUUCACCAGUCCGACGAUGAUGGUAGUAUCAAGUACCGUUCGUUGGUAAACUAACCCAACAACGGAUACGAAGCUUUGAACAGAGAAGUUACAUUCUCGUCAGGCAGAACAGUGACGCUUCGAUCACGUGGAAGACGCGAAUAAAUUAUCUUACGCAGAUAAAGUAUACAAUUUCUGAUUAUUUCCACUCCAAGAAAACGUUAAUUUUGCCAACAGUGCUGUGCUAAUAAAAUUUGCUUCAUAU
This is a messenger RNA of Ooceraea biroi (clonal raider ant), 948 nucleotides long. RefSeq lists its product as uncharacterized. The record is from RefSeq and is a predicted model, not a curated record. NCBI's taxonomy places the organism in Eukaryota, Metazoa, Arthropoda, Insecta, Hymenoptera, Formicidae. Gene Ontology annotation, molecular function: N-acetyltransferase activity.